Oncorhynchus mykiss (rainbow trout) is the source of this 3237-nucleotide messenger RNA. RefSeq names its product membrane-bound glycerophospholipid O-acyltransferase 2. Gene Ontology annotation, cellular component: membrane. NCBI's taxonomy places the organism in Eukaryota, Metazoa, Chordata, Actinopteri, Salmoniformes, Salmonidae. The record is from RefSeq and is a predicted model, not a curated record. Gene Ontology annotation, molecular function: acyltransferase activity. Gene Ontology annotation, biological process: lipid modification.
UUGGGGUGAAUAAUAAGUGUUUCCCUUAGGGGACGAGAAGAGAAGACGGCAGCGCAGCAUAUUAUUUUGCGUUCAGUAAACUGUGCGCGAGGUAUGUAGCCGAGCAUCUGCGCAAGGAGCACGGCGCACCUGAGUUUAAUAUAAUAUUUAUAGUCCGCUAUUUAUAAAGAAAAAUAUAUAUAUUUUAGACUACAGGAAAAAUGAAAAUAACACGUGUAAAAAGCCUAUUUCAACUGGAAACAGAGAAUAAAAGAACAACUUAGGCCUUUUCUUAUUUUAAUUCAGUGGCACUUGGGCCUAUUUUGUCUAGCCUUUACAUUGGAUUAUGGUGCUGAUAUUUUCGCAAACCAUUGCGUAGAGCGGGAAUGAGUCGAAUCCUUCCCCGCCCAAAUUAUGGUUGAUUUGGGAAGUAUUUGCGCCUAGACCGUGCUGUAGCGCAACCGACAGCCAGUAGUGGCCAGCAGCAAACAGCAGCAGCUACAGCGGUGGAUGUAGGAUCAGAGUCGGGGCGAAUCUAGGAUUCACUGUCAGAGGGGAAGAAGAGCAGAGGACUCUCUCAACGUUCUGAAUCAUGGCUACUGAAACCGUGUCCCCGGCGUGCACUGGAUCCAGUUUGCUGCAACCCAUAAGCGAAAUCAUCAAUCUUCCUCUCGACCAGGUCAACUUUGUGGUGUGCCAGUUGUUUGCCCUGUUGACUGCCUUCUGGUUCCGUUUGUAUCUCCACCCCAGUAAGACCAGUCCCUUCGUCAGACAUGUGGUGGCCACACUACUGGGAUUCUACUUUGCUCUCUUCUGCUUCGGCUGGUAUGCUCUCCACUUCCUGGUUCAGAGUGGGCUCACCUAUGGCAUCAUGAUCCUCACUGGAGUAGAACACAUGCACAAGUACUGUCUGGUGGUGGCCCUGGGCUAUCUCAGCUUCUGUCAGAUCACACGCGUGUACGUCUUCGACUAUGGCAUGUACUCUGCUGACUUCACAGGGCCUAUGAUGGUGAUAACACAGAAGAUCACCAGUUUGGCGUUUGAAAUACAUGAUGGAAUGUGCCGGAAAGAGGAACAGCUGACCCCAAAUCAGAAGGUCCUGGCUAUAAGGAGGAUGCCCAGUCUGCUGGAGUACUUCAGCUAUAACUGUAACUUUAUGGGAAUACUGGCUGGCCCCACCUCCUCCUACAACGAUUACAUCGCCUUCAUCGAGGGCACGCCCUGCCGUCGCAGUAAAGACCACCAGACCAAUGGGAAGACCAACGGCAGACACAAACAGACUGACCCCUCCCCAAACAUUGAAGUGGUCCGUAAACUGGCCACCUGUUUCUUCUCCCUCAUGGUUUUCCUCUCGGUCUGUAAAGUGUUCCCUGUGGAACGGAACAUCGACGACGACUUCAUCGCCACCACGCCCUUCUACGCCCAGGUGGUCUACCUCUACCUGUCCAUGCUGACCACCAGGCCCAAGUACUACUUCGUCUGGACGCUGGCUGAUGCCAUCAACAAUGCAGCAGGAUUUGGAUUCAAUGGAUACAACAGUGACGGCUCACCACGUUGGGAUCUCAUCUCCAAUCUGAGGAUAAUGGAUAUUGAGUUUGCCACCAGCUUCAAGAUGUUCCUUGACAAUUGGAAUAUACAGACGGCACAUUGGCUCAAAAGGGUGUGUUACGAGCGCUGUCCCUACAACCCCACAGCGGCUACCUUCAUUCUGUCAGCCAUGUGGCACGGAGCCUACCCUGGAUACUACCUCACCUUCCUCACUGGCAUCGUGGUCACACUGGCUGCACGUGCCAUGAGACACAACGUGAGGCCGUACUUCCUGGGCUCGCCUUCACACAAGCUACUGUAUGAUGGGAUCACGUGGGCUGGCACCCAGAUUGCCAUUUGUUACACUGUGGUGCCUUUUGUGCUGCUGUCUGUCGGGCCCUCUAUGAAGUUCUACAGGUCCUGGUACUUCAGUGUCCACAUCGGCUGUGUUCUCCUGGCGGUAGCACUGCCAGUCAAGCCCCGACACCUGCGCCUGAAGGAGGCUCCCGUCUUCUCCCACCAGGACUCCACCUCCACAGAUGGCCACUGCAACCAGAAGACCAAAGCCACAUGAAGCAGAUUCAGAGACCAGCAAAGGUGCACACACACAGAGACUAGCACCAAGGACUGCAGGGACUGUCCAACACAUUAUUAGAGAGAGACUGUCCAACACAUUAUUAGAGAGAGAGACUGUCCAACACAUUAUUAGAGAGAGAGACUGUCCAAGCUGUGUUUUGGAGUCGGACGACGAUUCUCAUUUGUUCACGUGAGAAGGGAUGGAUGGACUGAAAGCUUUGGGAUUUACCUAUUUAGUGCACUACUUUUGACCAGAGCCCUAUGGGUCCUGGUCAAAAGUAGUGCACUAGAAAGUGAAUAGGGUGCCAAUAAAAUUUGAUUUGGAACGCAGCCCCUACUUUAUUAUGAGGACUAUUGGCUGUGGCUCAGCGGGAUGGAUGGGUCCCGAAUCGAUGAUGAAAUGCCAGUGUUGUACUGUUACUGUAUUAUGGGAGUAUGCAAACUUGCCUUAUAACCUUUGUCUCUUUUUCCACCCAGUUUUUUUUUUAGCUUUUGUGUAUACUCCUCAAAUUGGGUAUUCUUGUGUGUGCGGGGUUUCUUACUCAAGGUGAACAGGUUUUAGGAUCAGGUGAGAGAGAGUGGAGUGGUUUAAGUUAAUGGUGUUAUUGUCCAGGUAAAAAGCAAAGAUACAGGAAAUUAGGACACAAGAACUAAAAGAGAAGGAAAACAAGAUAGUGUCCUUGGUCUUUUCACAAAAUAUGUAGGGUGUCCAACCACUCUGCCCAGAAGUGGGUGAAAAUAUGUAGGGUGUCCAACCACUCUGCCCAGAAGUGGGUGAAAAUAUGUAGGGUGUCCAACCACUCUGCCCAGAGGUGGGUGAAAAUAUGUAGGGUGUCCAACCACUCUGCCCAGAGGUGGGUGAAAAUAUGUAGGGUGUCCAACCACUCUGCCCAGAAGUGGGUGAAAAUAUGUAGGGUGUCCAACCACUCUGCCCAGAGGUGGGUGAAAAUAUGUAGGGUGUCCAACCACUCUGCCCAGAAGUGGGUGAAAAUAUGUAGGGUGUCCAACCACUCUGCCCAGAGGUGGGUGAAAAUAUGUAGGGUGUCCAACCACUCUGCCCAGAGGUGGGUGAAAAUAUGUAGGGUGUCCAACCACUCUGCCCAGAAGUGGGUGAAAAUAUGUAGGGUGUCCAACCACUCUGCCCAGAGGUGGGUG